Molecule: messenger RNA, 2481 nt
Organism: Puccinia graminis f. sp. tritici CRL 75-36-700-3
Lineage: Eukaryota; Fungi; Basidiomycota; Pucciniomycetes; Pucciniales; Pucciniaceae
Product: AGC/YANK protein kinase
Exons: 5
Coding region: 178-1422 (414 amino acids)
Biological process (GO): regulation of signal transduction; G protein-coupled receptor signaling pathway; protein phosphorylation
Molecular function (GO): G protein-coupled receptor kinase activity; ATP binding; G protein-coupled receptor binding
Source: RefSeq, a predicted model, not a curated record
AACCCAGACUUAAACCAACCAAAACUGUAGGCUGUGGAGCCCAUCGACUUGGAACUUUCCUUCCUUCAGAAAAAACCCACUACGAGCACCAACCUCGCCCUUCAAGAAAACCACACCCUCCUUCUACUCCCUUCCUCCCUCAUCCUCAUCCUCAUCCUCACUACUCUCAUCUGAACGAUGGGCGCAUUCUGUUGCAAACCAGAGGAAAUCGACUUCGAUGGUCCUGUUGACCUCUGGCAUUUCUAUCUACUCAGAUCGGUCGGUAAAGGUGCUUUCGGCAAGGUCCGAGUGGUACAGCAUAAACAAACCAAAGCACUCUACGCACUCAAAUAUAUCAACAAGCAAAGAAUCGUCGCACAGCGAGCAGUAUCAAAUAUCAUCCAAGAGAGAAGACUACUCGAGGAGAUCGACUCGCCCUUCGUCUGUAACUUGAGAUACGCAUUCCAAGACGAUGAAAACCUGUUCAUGGUCUUAGACCUCAUGCUGGGUGGCGAUCUCAGAUUUCAUUUGGAUAGGGUCGGCCUCAUGAAGGAGGAGGUCGUUCGGUUUUACGUCUGUGAGAUGGCUCUAGCCCUCGAUUACUUACACUCCAAAGGGAUCGUACAUCGUGACCUGAAACCUGACAACAUCCUCUUGGACGAACGCGGACAUGCACAUCUGACCGAUUUCAAUAUUGCCGUGCACUUCACCGAACGAAGAGCCCUAACCUCCGUAGCUGGCUCGAUGGCCUACAUGGCCCCCGAAAUCCUUGCCAAGAAGGGCUACACAUGUACCAUCGAUUGGUGGUCACUCGGUGUCGUGGCCUUCGAACUGUUAUUUGGGAAGCGACCGUUCAGAGGCAAGACGAAUAGCGCUCUGACAAAUGCGAUCACUCGUGAUGAACCUCGAUUUCCUGAUACCCUGCCUCAGACUAUCAGUCCAGACGCACUCAACUUCUUAGAAAAGAUCCUACAACGUGAUAUUAAUAAACGGAUCGGAUGCAAAGGAUCUGGUGGAAUGUCAAGGUUGAAGACUCAUGAUUGGUUUCGUGAUGUGAAUUGGGAUCUGAUGCAAGAAUUGGGUGUCAAACCACCCUUUGAACCUGAUUCCAAGAAAGCGAACUUUGAUGCGACACACGAGUUGGAAGAGUUAUUACUAGAGGACAAUCCACUGAAGGCAAAGAAGCGGAAUCCGAACUUGAAUAUCGAUUCGAUGUCAGCCGAUUUCAGAUUGAUGGAAGAGAACUUCUUAGUCUAUGAUCAUGCGAAGAUGUCCAGAAGGUCAUGGUUUGUCGAACCCGGAGCAGAGACCAAGACGAGCGAAGUGACCCCGAGCACCUUCACUGCCUCCAUGAGCAUCGUCCCGGCUAAAAUCCCAAUCGAUCAGCAACCUUUGGCCGAACUCAAAACCGACUCGCUCUCUCAUGAACUACCUCCGACUUGAUCCCUCGUCAUCCCUUGUCAAAGAAGAAGAAGAAGCAGAUGAAAAAUUGAAGAAAGGAAAGAGUUAAAAGAAACUCUCACCUAUAGGAAUACCAUCAUCACCUCCAAUACUCUCGGCCACUCUCUCGUCUUAGAACCUUAGACCCCCUCCCCCUCCUCCAUUUCUUCUUCUUUAGUCUUUAUCAGUUCAGGAAGAAUGUUACAGUAGAAGUUUUUUGUUUCAGUUCGCAACUCGCCAGGUCUUCCUUCCCCGCGUCCUCUCCUCUUUCUACCGAGAUCGGCUUUCACAUUCUUUUUCUCUUCUUUCUAUUCCUCUCUUUUUUUUCGUUCAAGGAUCCUCUCUUUUCCCUUUCCUGGAUUGAUUUCUUCUUAGAUAUGUGCUUCCGUCCUUAACGUACUCUAAUCGGAAAAGAAGGAGAAAAAUCUGCCAUCACUGCUACUACUCGCUCCAUACUUUCCUUCGUCAAUCUCACCUCCUUGAAUUAAUAACCUUUUCUCCUCUCUUUCCCUCCCCUUCUUUUCAAGCACACUUUCCUCUCUCUCUCUCUCUCUCUCAAUCUCUCUCUUUUUUGUUGCUGUCCAGUUAUCUACCUAUGACUACUACCACCACUACCAUCACCACAAACAAACCAACAAAAAAACUUACAACUUAUUUAUUCUCGUCAUCAUCAUCUUGGAAACUUUUGUUUUUCUUUCUUUUAUACAACUCUCUCUUCGUUUAUGAUCUCCAUUCAUUUGUUUGUUUGCUUAUGUAUUUGACUUUUACACUCUCCUUAUAACGACAUCAAUUGAUCAAAGUCUCCAAAGGAAACACAAAAAAAUCAAGGCAAAACCAAGGGAGGGAAUCAGAGGAAGAUGAAAAGAAACUGAAGAUGAAAAUGGAUGUGCUAGUGAUUAAUCUUUGUUUAGUUUUAUCCUCUCUUUUUCAUUGAAUACUAGUUUUUUGUUGGUUACUCUCACUCUUGUUUCUUUUUUUUCUUUGUCUUUCUCUCUCUCUCUCUCUCUUUUACAUUUAAAGUUUGUUGUAUACAGAUUUUGUUCUUUCAGUUCCAGCUUUUUG